This is a messenger RNA of Verticillium alfalfae VaMs.102, 1890 nucleotides long. RefSeq names its product ferric reductase transmembrane component 4. NCBI's taxonomy places the organism in Eukaryota, Fungi, Ascomycota, Sordariomycetes, Glomerellales, Plectosphaerellaceae. Gene Ontology annotation, cellular component: plasma membrane. The coding region runs from base 1 to 1890 and encodes 629 amino acids. Gene Ontology annotation, biological process: intracellular iron ion homeostasis; copper ion import; iron ion transport. The record is from RefSeq and is a predicted model, not a curated record. The transcript is spliced from 2 exons. Gene Ontology annotation, molecular function: ferric-chelate reductase activity.
AUGUACAAGCCACCAUGUGCCUUUGCUUGUAACGGCGCCAUCAGCAACAACGCACUCUCAUGUUCAUCGAUGACGGAGAUGGAAGGCAUGGAUUCUAUGCCAAUGACGACGCCCGAAUGUCGAGCCAAUGAUACAUCAUUCCUAACCACGCUGGCGUGGUGUCUACAAUCAAACUGCGCCGAGUUCGACGUUCCAGUCUCUGAGCUGCAGAAGUUCUGGGAAGAACAAGCUACAGGCGAACCGACUGUGCAACCCAAAUGGAGCUACUCUGCGGGGCUGCAGAGCGUCCAGGAAGCGCCAACGAAGAUCCUCACAAUGCAUGACACUCUCAAUUUCACAGCGUUGACGUCGGAAGAGGAUUGGGAUGUACAGUUCAAAACCCUUUCAUACUUCGAGCGGGAAGAGGCCAUCCAUGCGAGAUAUGGCAUUACCCACAAGGUUGCUCCGUACAUCGUUUGGCAAAGUCUCAUCGGUACAUAUCGAGUCCGUCCUCUUCCAUAUUUGAUUGGAACCGCACCGUCCAUCGGACAUGCUUCCUACAUUGCCCUCAUGAUCAUCCUGAACGUCAUCCUCACUGCAGUCAACUACAAAUCAGCACAGCCAAACGCAUGGUUCUCGAGCCAAUACCAGGAAAUACUCGAGUAUGUCAUGAUCCGAACGGGAACGCUGGGUUUCGCAUUGUCACCUCUGGUCAUUCUAUUCGCUGGCCGCAACAACGUGCUCCUUUGGCUCAGCAAUUGGUCACACUCCACUUUCAUGCUGCUGCACCGCUGGAUCGCCCGCAUUUUUGGCCUCCAGGUCAUCAUCCAUUCCAUCACAGCAUUGGCUCUUUAUUCCAAUAUCGGAACAUACUCGGAAGAGUUGAAGCUUCCUUAUUGGAUCUGGGGUUGUGUCGCCUCAGUGGCAGUCGUCAUCAUGCUGGUGGCUAGCAACCUCUACGUGCGUCGUCAGUCGUAUGAGGUAUUCCUCGUCAUCCAUAUCCUCCUCGCUGUCUUCGUCAUUGCCGGCUGCUGGUAUCAUGUCGACAUCCGCUUUCAGCGCAAAUUCGGCUACGAGAUGUGGCUGUACGCAUCAUGCGCAGUUUGGUUCUUUGACAGGAUGAUGCGCAUGCUGCGUGUGCUCAAGAAUGGCAUGCGCCGAUCCAACGUCGUCAACAUUGAUGAAGAUGUGGUUCGAGUGGACGUUCCUGGCAUUCGGUGGGCUGCGAGCCCGGGGCAGCAUGUAUAUGUAUACUUUCCCACGCUCAAUCGACUCCGACCCUGGGAGAACCACCCCUUCUCCGUCAUUCCGACAACCAUGUUGUACGAGAAAGCACGGUCAUCUGAGGCCAGCGCAUCACCCACAAGGUCAAGCAACGACGUUGAGAAAAAUGAGCGAGCAGAUGUCAGAAUCAGUCCAGUCACUGACAGGGAAAAUGCUGGUUUGACGCUAUUCAUACGCAAGUCAGCUGGGCUGACGAAAGCCUUGACCACAAAAGACAACGUCCUCACCCUCCUAGACGGACCGUAUUCAAAUAAUUCGACCGCACCCGUGUUACAGUGCGACCGUCUGCUUCUGAUCGGCGGCGGAAUUGGUAUCACGGCCCUCGUUCCGUGGAUCGAUAGGCAUCCAAACGUCAAGUUGUCGUGGAGUGUUAAAGACUCUGCAAAGGGUCUUGUGCGCGCUUUGGAGAAUGCAAUUGACCGGGUCGAAGAGAAGGACGUUCGAGUUGGAUCAAGGCUCGAUUUCAAUGCCCUACUUGACCAAGAAGUGCAGUUAGGGUGGUCCAGGAUCGGCGUGGUAGUUUCAGGGCCUGGAGGUCUCUGCGAUGAUGCUGCGGCCGCGGUCAUUGCAGCAGGGAAAAGGGGCAAAGCUUUGUUUGAGCUCGAAAUAGACGCUUACUCUUGGUGA